This is a messenger RNA of Schistocerca americana (American grasshopper), 3402 nucleotides long. Its product is annotated as sialin-like. Gene Ontology annotation, molecular function: transmembrane transporter activity. The transcript has 10 exons. The coding region runs from base 452 to 1966 and encodes 504 amino acids. The record is from RefSeq and is a predicted model, not a curated record. Gene Ontology annotation, biological process: transmembrane transport; monoatomic anion transport. NCBI's taxonomy places the organism in Eukaryota, Metazoa, Arthropoda, Insecta, Orthoptera, Acrididae. Gene Ontology annotation, cellular component: plasma membrane.
AGUAGCGCGCAAAGCGCCCGUAACGGACAGUGAGAAUCGGCAAAAAUUUGUCCGCACAGUAGUAGGUAUUAAUCGUUGCCCAUUCUCUGCUAAAAGGUGUGAUGUUCGAUAUCUGGCUGUGCGAAGCCGGCAGGUGUGUCGUCCAACACGCUCUGACACCCCAAACCAAGAUGGUUCGUACACCCGGCAGCCGAAAUGCACAGCGGCUUGCGGCAGUUGCUCAGACGGGCUGUGCGGCGGAAGGACAACGAGGAGUCGAUAUCGUAUCGGUGGCACAGUGACGAAAACCCACGUUCGAUCGGUAUAAGUUUCUCCUUUGUCGAUACUUUAAUAAUUACGGAACUCGUGGCAUAUUUAACAUCGGGUCUCGCAGUACCACAAACAUUUGCGGCAAUUGGUUCAUCACUGUGCCUACUGCUCUCGAGUCUUUGCAGUCAGUGGCAUCAGCGACAUGGUUCCAGCACGUGUGGUGCUAUACUUCCUGUCAUUCUCUGGUUUCCUGGUGAGCUUCAUGAUGCGCACUGACAUCAACAUCGCCAUUGUGGCCAUGGUGCGCAUCCCACCACCUACCACCAAUGCCAGCAAUGCAGAUGCCCUCUACUGCUAUGAUCCAGCUGCCACAUCCGAGGUCACUGCCAAUGACUCACUCUCUACUGCUGCAGAGUCACCUCCGGAUGAAGGUGAGUUUGACUGGGAUCUGCGAACACAGUCAGCAAUCUUAGGAUCAUUCUACUGGUGCUACAUCCUCUCACAAGUGGUGGGUGGUGUGCUGACACAACACUUUGGCACAAAGACGGUAUUUGGAAUGUCACAGCUUACAACUGCUGUCUGCUCACUGCUCAUACCGGCAGCUGCAUCUGUACACUACUCGCUGAUAAUUGUGCUGAGAUCUAUACAGGGCAUUGCAUCGGGGCUAACAUGGCCAGCUAUGUAUGCCAUUGUAGGCCACUGGAUACCUGCUGUUGAGAGGAGUCGCUUCAUGUCUUCUUUCCAAGGGUUCAGCUUUGGCAUUGGAUUAACAUAUCCCUUAUGCGGAUUCAUCAUUGCCCACUUUGGAUGGAGAGCAGUGUUUUACACAACUGGAAGUAUUGGGGCUCUGUGGUGUAUACUCUGGUGGCUGCUUGCUUUUGAUACUCCAGCAAAGCAUCCACGCAUUACUUCCGCAGAAAAACGUUACAUAGAGUCCAAUGUUGGAAAUACAGUUGUAGGUGACAAGGGCUUACCAGUACCAUGGAAAGCAAUUUUUACAUCGUUGCCAGCAUGGUCUAUAGGAAUUACAACAUUCGGACGCAUAUGGGUUCAUUACACAUUCAUUAUUCCAGGACCACUCUAUAUGAAGACUGUUUUAGGUUUCAGCAUACAAAAGAAUGGUUUGCUCUCUGGCGCACCCUUCCUCUGCAGUUAUGUCUCGUCAGUAUUUUUCUGUUAUUUUGCUGAUGUUUUGGUUACUCGGAAGAUUCUUUCUUUGACAAAUGUUCGGAAGCUUUUCACUGCCAUGUCUCAGAUAAUUCCAGGACUACUUGUCCUUGCAAUUGGAUACUUAGGCUGUGAGAUAGUGUUGGUACUGAUUGCUUGGUUUCUUGCAGUUACCCUUAUUACAGCAUCUUAUGCUGGUGCAAUGGCUAAUGUGGUAGAUAUUGCACCAAAUCUUGCUGGACCAAUCCUAGCAUUUGCACAAACAAUUCACAUGACAGCCAGUUUUCUAUCGCCACUGGUUGCAGGUGCACUACUGCAAGAAAGUUCAACUUUGGAGAACUGGCGUCAUGUGUUUUGGGUGUCUGCAGUAGUGUCAUGCACGACAUACAUCAUGUUCCAGAUAUUUGGAACAGCUGAAAUACAGGCUUGGAACUAUCCUGAUCAGAAAUAUCCACUGACCCCUUCAGCAGAGGGCAGUGAUCAACUACUACCUUUAUCAAAAAAAGAAGAUUUGCAACAAAGGAGGAAUCAUGAUGCUGCUGAAGGCUGAUCAUCAGGGUCUACAUUUUUUUAUUGACCACAUGUGCUUUCUAUUUCUGUCUGACUGGCAGACAACAAACAAUUUAACUAACUUCCAAAAACUUAUACUGUUGCUCAUCUUUUGUCUGUGCUCGAGAUGCAUCAACAUUAUGGUUCCCAAGUUCCUCUUUGUUUUUCUUUGUGGAAAUAGUGAAUUAUGUUGGUGUAAGUCAGUAAUUUUGUAUUUCACAAAAACUCUUUGGCUUAACAUUUCUACAUAGUUCUUAUAGGUUUAUGUGCAUACAUUACACAUGAUGUGUUCUGGUCAUUAUGCCAUGGUACUUGCUUGAUAAAACAGAAAGCUAUUAAGAUAUCUGAGAGUUUGGAUAUAAGGAUUGGCUUGUAUUUCAUAUUUUUUAAUAAUGGAGAUUGGAAACAGCAUGCAAGUCUUUGUGGGCAGAUGAAAAUGGAUAUGGGACAGUAAGAUAUAUAAAAAUAUUAUGUUAAUUUAUUCUCCUAAUUGUCAUAAUUGCUACCUAAAUAUGGAGCUCGUGUGCGUUCAUAUGUGUAUGUGUGUGUGUGUGUGUGUGAGAGAGAGAGAGAGAGAGAGAGAGAGAGGGGGGGGGGGGGGGGAGAGAGAGAGAGAGAGAGAGAGAGAGAGAGAGAGAGAGAGAGAGAGAUCUGGCCAAUGGUCCUUUUUUACUGAUGCUGUUCACUUUGCAUUUCUUAAAGAAUUUUGAAACCAUGUUGAGUUUUUAUUAUUUUGUUUUCUAAUUAACUGUGGUGGUUAUCUUGAAAACUUUGUUGCUUCAUUAAGCAAAAUAAAUAAAAGAACUUCCAGAAGUAGUGAUGAUAAGUGCAGGAUGCAAUCAAAGAGAUUCACUAUUUUUGUGUCAGUAUAUUUGUGUAAUAGUAGUUUCUUUAUAGCAAAACCAGCUAACAGAAUGCUUCAAGCAUGGUUGGUUAUUUUAAAGGUGGAGUAGUAUUGUACUGUAAGCACUAUAUUCCUUUCAAAGAAGUAGCUAGACUAUUAAACUUUUGUAUGCCCCAUCACAAUACUGUAUCAUGAAAAUUGUCAUUCCAGAUUACUGAGAAGUAUUAUUUUCAUUUGUGUCAGUGACAGAGUCUGAACAAACUGUAUGCAGUAUGUACUUACAACUAAUGAAAAGUGCCUAGAACUUAUGUGAUGAGAAAAAUAAGAUAAUAUUAUAAAGGAACUUUUGUGAUUGUUGUGUAGUUGCUGUCCAAGAUAAUCGUAAGUAAAUGAUAUCAUGUCAUUUUGAGUUGUGAGCUAAUGUAAAUUUAAAUAAUGUAAUAAUGGGACUAUAGUAGAAGUACUUAAACACUGCAAGUUGAGUAUGCAUUAAGCAUGCAUAAAAAAUGGUGCUAUUGUAGAAUACAUUGAACACUCCAUAUUGAUAUAUAAAAUAAAUUUGUAUAUAAUAAAUAUAAAUGUGAACAAUUAAA